AUGAACCAAUAUACAUUUAACAAAACCAAAGUUGUAAUUGACUUAACAAAAUUACAGGAAUUACUCAAUAAGAAAGGUGCGGUCAUGAAGGAGUUCCUGGGUGAUACCAUUGAUGAUAUGUACGAAUUGACAUUCUCAGAAAAACAAAAAAAUUCAACAUCAAAAGAAAACCAUCUGAAAAUCAAAAAAAAAGCAUCAAAAGAAAAAAUCAAAACAAAACCAGAGGUUGUUGCAAUAACACCUGAAAAUAUAAAAAAUGAAUCAAAGGGAGAACAAGUGGAGAAUAAUGUUGAAAUUGUUAAUUCUCAGGAUAAUGAACAUUCUCAGGUUGAUGUGAGUCAAUUCCCUAAUUCAGGAUUUUCCGAAUCCAAUGUUAGGGUUAGCACUGCCUGUGGGGAGACCUCGCAGGGCGAUCAAAUAUGUGAGAAUUGUACGGACAGAAUAUCUCUCCUGUUUGGCAAAGCUAAUAUGUGUGUAACUAAGGAAAAUAAUUUGAAGGAAAACCUUGCUAGUAUUCGUUUAGAUUCAGAGUUGUCUAUAAAGUAUGUUAAGUUGAUUAAUACCAGCAAUGAAAACAUGGUCAAAGCAUACAUGUAUAUCAAACAGCAAGAUCAUUCCCUUGCCAUACAUACUUUGGUGGAGAUGGUAAAAGCUUUGGAUAUGUUGGAGGAUAUGCAAGAUGUUGAAUAUAAACGUUUCUUUGAUCUCUAUUACGAGAUGUUUAAUGAGGAGUAUAAGUACAUGAAAUGCAGCUUUGUUAGUUAG
Molecule: messenger RNA, 765 nt
Organism: Mucor mucedo
Lineage: Eukaryota; Fungi; Mucoromycota; Mucoromycetes; Mucorales; Mucoraceae
Exons: 1
Coding region: 1-765 (254 amino acids)
Source: RefSeq, a predicted model, not a curated record